Molecule: messenger RNA, 1629 nt
Organism: Moesziomyces antarcticus
Lineage: Eukaryota; Fungi; Basidiomycota; Ustilaginomycetes; Ustilaginales; Ustilaginaceae
Exons: 2
Coding region: 1-1629 (542 amino acids)
Source: RefSeq, a predicted model, not a curated record
AUGGCGGCCGAUCCGUUUGCGCACGCGCGGCCCAACUGGACGCACAUCUCGUCCGCAUCCGGGCUCGACUCGGGCCGCGUGCCGCUCGCAUCCACCGCGCCCGUGCUCAAGAUCUACGAAGAGGCGGUGCAGGAGCCGGGCGUCGAGUGCCGCAACAUCGACUCGCUCUACAGCCAGGCGCAGCUCGACGAUUCCGACCGCUACGACGCACGCAUCCUCCGCGAAGAUUUUUGCAGCACCGCCAUCAUCGCCACCACCUGGGCGGGCAUGGACGCGCGCAACCGCAGCCAGGGCGUCGACAUCGACCUCGUCGCGCUCAAAGAUACCUACGCGCGUCUGCGCAACCGCCCCGGCUUUGUGCAGCUGCUCCAGUCUCCUGGAUUCGCCCAGGAUGGACCAUAUACCAAAGUGUUAUCUGCAGAAGCCUUACCUGCGACUGGCGCAGUGGUAGAAGCGGUCAAAGAGACGCCGCAAGAGGCCGCGCCGGCAGCCGACACAUGGGCGCCAGGAGCAGCCACGGAACGAUUCGAUCGAAAGCGCAACAAGAAGCUCGCCAAGCAGGCCAAGAAGGACGCUGCCAUCGAAGCGGCACGUGCAGCACGUGCAGCCUCGCAGCCCCCAGCGUCAGGGUCUGCUGCGGCGGAUGGUCCAAAGAUGAAGCUACUCCACAGCGACGUGCUGGAUCUUCCCGUCGCCCCCGUCGCGGCCGACAGCCAAGACUCUGCCUUGGAGGCACCGGACGUGAUCGCGUCGCUCAACUAUGCCAUGGCGUACUUUCACGAUCGUGCCACGCUGCUGCGCUACCUGCGCAUGGCGCGCGCCACCUUGCGUGCCAAGACGGGCGUCUUCAUCACCGACAUGUUCGGCGGGCCCAGCACGGGCGAGUCGUAUCCGGACCAAGACGCCACCUGGGCGCGCUUCCAAGGCGAGGUCGGCUUCGGCAGGGAUGGCGGUGAUGCGCGUGGGCAGUAUGUGCUUCGCGCUGACCGGUCGAGGGCCGGCUUGCGCAAUGACGCCAGCACGCACGCCGGGCUAGCAGCCAUCGAUGGACGUGGUGCGAACCGUGCGCGUCCCGCCCGGGACAACGAUGCGGACGACGAAGAGGCCGACCGUGUACUCGAGCUCAUGCCCGCACCGGAAGCAUCAGCAGUGGGUACGAGGGCCGAGUGGCCGCGCGGCAAGCUGAAGCUCGUGCGCACAGGCGAGGAGCACGGCGGCUUCGAGUACUGGCGCGAAGACGGGCCGGUGGACUGGAUGACGAACCGCUUCCGCAUGAGUCUGAGCUUCCGCUUCUCGGACGCCAGCUGGCUGCGCGAUGUCUUUUGGUACGACUUUCGCGUGUGGAGCAUCAAGGAGCUCACCGAGGCCAUGGAGGAGGCCGGCUUCGUCCGCGUCCAGGUGCACAUCCUCCCGCGCAACAUUGUCGAUUCCGACCGAGGCGAUGCCAUCGAUGACCGCGACAGCGAUGCAGGAAGUGAAGCAGAGGACGAAGCGGACAGCAUGGCCGGUCUCCUGCUGAGGACCGAAAAGGAAGAGCGCAAUAAGAGCUCGUAUACGGCGGUGAAAGCGGGGGAGAAGGUGUUUGCCAACCGUAGCUUUGCAACAUACAUUGUGGCAUGUGCACCAUAG